CCCCCAAUUUUUUUAUUUGUCCUGGUUCAUCUUCAUUGAGCUGAAAUGGAGUAGAGCUUUUAGGUUUUGUUAUCUGGACGUUGAUAAUUAGCAAGUCAUCUCUGUUUUGGUUGAAUCGAUACCAAGCUUCCUCUAAACUGUUAUAGUUUUAAGAUUUCCAUUACCAAUGGCUGCCAGCAACAAUGCUGCUGGGGUCGAUAACACUUUUAGAAGAAAAUUUGAUCGAGAAGAGUAUUUAGAACGCGCACGCGAGCGCGAAAGACAGGAAUCGGAAUCUCGGUCUAAAUCCAAAUCCAAAGGUCCCCCAGUGCAGAGAAAACCCUUGAAACAUAGGGAUUAUGAAGUAGACCUUGAAUCUCGCUUGGGUAAAACUCAGGUCGUUACACCUGUAGCACCUUUGAGUCAGCAGGCUGGAUAUUAUUGUUCAGUUUGUGAGUGUGUAGUGAAGGAUUCUGCUAAUUAUCUGGAUCACAUCAAUGGAAAGAAACAUCAAAGAGCAUUGGGUAUGUCCAUGCGAGUAGAGCGGGCAUCUCUUAAGCAGGUUCAGGAGAGAUUUGAACUUCUCAAGAAAAGGAAAGAACCUGGAAGUUUCACAGAGCAGGAUCUUGAUGAGAGGAUCCUAAAGCAGCAAGAAGAAGAAGAAGAACGAAAACGACAACGUCGGGAGAGAAAGAAAGAGAAGAAGAAAGAGAAGGCAGCUGAGGAGGAACCUGAAAUAGAUCCAGAUGUUGCAGAAAUGAUGGGAUUCGGGGGCUUCCGAACAUCCAAAAAAUGAUCAUGUUUGAUCUACUCUUUUCUCCGAAUGAAUGAAGCACGUUUGUUAUAGUUGAAGCCUUGUUUGUUGAAGAGAGAGUGAGAAUUUAUUGGAGGAACAGGUAGAUUUUAGGUUUCUUCCAUGAGUGGGAGGGAGGUAACUUGUAACAUUUCUGAUUUGUUUGAUAUCAAUAGAUUAAGAAAAAGGGAGGAGCUAUUAUAUCAUACGCUGCUGAACUUGCACAGAGACAGUUCCAAAUGCAUUUCUUUGCUUCUCUGCCUUGGAUUUGAA
This is a messenger RNA of Carica papaya (papaya), 1045 nucleotides long. RefSeq names its product C2H2 and C2HC zinc fingers superfamily protein. Lineage: Eukaryota; Viridiplantae; Streptophyta; Magnoliopsida; Brassicales; Caricaceae. Gene Ontology annotation, biological process: mRNA splicing, via spliceosome. The record is from RefSeq and is a predicted model, not a curated record. Gene Ontology annotation, molecular function: zinc ion binding; nucleic acid binding. Gene Ontology annotation, cellular component: spliceosomal complex; U4/U6 x U5 tri-snRNP complex.